This is a messenger RNA of Thunnus maccoyii (southern bluefin tuna), 4754 nucleotides long. RefSeq names its product potassium voltage-gated channel subfamily A member 1. The transcript is spliced from 2 exons. Gene Ontology annotation, molecular function: protein binding; delayed rectifier potassium channel activity. NCBI's taxonomy places the organism in Eukaryota, Metazoa, Chordata, Actinopteri, Scombriformes, Scombridae. Gene Ontology annotation, cellular component: membrane; voltage-gated potassium channel complex. The record is from RefSeq and is a predicted model, not a curated record. Gene Ontology annotation, biological process: potassium ion transmembrane transport; protein homooligomerization. The coding region runs from base 388 to 2103 and encodes 571 amino acids.
AGAGAGAGGAGGAUGACAGCUUGUCUCACACCCACAGACAUUUUCAGAGGCAGCUAAACGGUCUGAACAGCACUUUUGACGUCAGGAAUAAUCAUUACAGCCUACUCUCUCUCAUCCGGGUCUUCUUCUUCUCCUCUUCUCUUGUGGUUUUAAUAUUUACUUCAUCCAGAGCAGCGGCGGCUUAAAGCCUUAACAACAACAACAACAGCAACAACACAUGAAUACACGUAAAGAGGAGCUGCGGCUGCAGGAGCACCGGCCGUGAUUUCACCCGCUCCGUAUCCAUCAGCAGCACGUUAUUUGUGAACUUACAUCGGAGAGGAUGCUUGCGUUUCUGCUCAACAAGUCUCUUCUGUUUCUGACACAUUAACUGUUGAUGGCUGCGGAAUGGAGAUAGCCUUGGUGAGUUUUGAGAACGGCGGCGCUAAAGGGAGCGGCGGCGGUGGAGGCAACAAUGCCGAGGAGAGCUGCCGGAACGCGCUGGAUGUCCCUCAGUCGGGUUUCGUUCAAACUGGACUUGGAGAGGACUUCAGUAAAGAGCUGAACACCCGGGGGAGUCCUCAUCAUCAUCAUCAGCAGCCGCUUCAGCAGCAGAGCUCCUGGAAAAUCAACGACAUGAACAACACUUUCAGCUGCAGCGAGAACGCCAUGGAUGCGCUUUUACGCGCGGACCACAGUCCCCAUCUGUUCGACGAGGACAUGCUGGACAUGGACAUGGACACGGAAAGCAACGAGAGGGUGCUCAUCAACAUCGCUGGGCUGAGGUACGAGACCCAGCUGGGCACCCUGAACCAGUUCCCGGACACUUUACUGGGAGACCCCGCGAAGAGGAUAAAAUACUUCGACCCGCUCCGGAACGAGUACUUUUUCGACCGCAACAGACCGAGUUUUGACGGGAUUUUAUACUUUUAUCAGUCCGGUGGGAAGAUCCGGAGACCUGUCAAUGUGUCAAUCGAUGUGUUUGCAGAUGAGAUUAGGUUUUAUCAGCUGGGGGAGGAGGCCAUGGAGAGGUUCCGUGAGGAUGAGGGCUUUAUAAAAGAGGAAGAGAAGCCGCUGCCUCAGAAUGAGUUCCAGAAACAGGUCUGGCUUAUAUUCGAGUAUCCGGAGAGCUCCAGUCCGGCCCGGGGCAUCGCCAUCGUGUCCGUGAUCGUUAUCACCAUAUCCAUCAUCACCUUCUGCCUGGAGACGCUGCCAGAGUUCAGGGAUGAGAGGGAGCUACCGGUCACCAGCCGGCUGGACAACAGCACCGCGCCCCGGCCGUCCCUCACCUUCACAGACCCCUUCUUCAUCAUAGAGACCACAUGCGUCAUUUGGUUCACUUUCGAGCUGUUCGUGCGCUUCUUCGCGUGCCCCAGCAAGUCGGAGUUCUCCAAGACCAUCAUGAACAUCAUCGACAUCAUGUCCAUCAUGCCUUACUUCAUCACAGUGGGCACGGAGCUGGCGGAGCAGCAGGGUCAGGAGCACCAGAACGGCCAGCAGGCCAUGUCUCUGGCCAUCCUGCGAGUCAUCCGCCUGGUCCGCGUCUUCCGGAUCUUCAAGCUCUCCAGGCACUCCAAGGGGCUGCAGAUCCUGGGUCAGACGCUGAAAGCCAGCAUGCGGGAGCUCGGCCUGCUCAUCUUCUUCCUCUUCAUUGGAGUCAUCCUCUUCUCCAGCGCCGUGUACUUCGCAGAGGCGGACGAACCGGAGUCUCACUUCUCCAGCAUCCCCGAUGCCUUCUGGUGGGCCGUGGUCACCAUGACAACCGUGGGCUACGGCGACAUGAGGCCGGUGACCGUCGGGGGGAAGAUCGUGGGCUCUCUGUGCGCCAUCGCUGGCGUGCUCACCAUCGCGCUGCCGGUGCCGGUCAUCGUAUCAAACUUCAACUACUUCUACCACCGAGAGACGGACCAGGACCAGUCCUCCCUGAAGGACGAGCCCAAUUGUGGCCGAGACAGCCCGGAACUGAAACGCAAAGGGAGUAAAUCAUCCAACAAGUCUCAGGAUGUGGAGAACAACGACGCGGGCGCUUCGGUGGAGAAGGCGAAUAUCAAAGCGAACAGCAGCAUUGACUUCAAAAGAUCCCUUUACGCUUUCUGCUUGGACACACGGGAGACGGACCUGUAGUCCAGUGUUCUACUUCUUCACCUCUUUAACUGUUAGAGCCCAUAGUUGUGUAGAAUAAACCCCCAUUAAUGGGCUCUUAAGUCUUUGCACAUAGCAGUCGGAGGAUCAACACAUUGCAAUCCUGAAAAGUUUUAAGAGCGACGGGGGUUGAUUUAUAAAAAGCACAUUUUAAUCCCCCUCAUCUGGUAAGCACAUCCGUUAGAAAAAACUGAGGAGUUAUGAACAAACACACAGUGCAUGUGAUGCAACACAGUGGCCCUUUAAAGUAGGAACACCUACAAAACUACAUCAAACUCAUGGAUGAAUUAGUGUGGGGGAAAAUAGGACAUCCAGCCUAUGCUACAGAUAAUCAAGGACAAGCAGGACUUGGAAUAAUUACUUGACAUCACGAGAGGAUUAACAGGACCAACCAGACUCUUGUACAUAAUGUAGGAAACAGUCCAUAUUCAGUAGUGCAACAAAAGAAAAAAGCCAAAUUUUAUUUUUCAUACCUACCCUAUAUUUAGUCAUUAUGUUUACGCUGAAAAGUUGCAUUAAUGCAUCAGCAAAUGUGUACAUAUUUCCCACAGGCCUACUAUUUAUGAAUUGGAUUAUGGUGUUAUUAUAGUUUUGGAGAAAAAAUAACUAUUUUUUGAGAUGCAGACACCUGUUCCCUCCACUCAGGUUCUGUCAAAGAAGUGAGUUCUUUCCUUUUUCUAAGUGAGAGUUGAUUCGCUCUCAGAGGACCUAAAGAGAAGAUUUUUACAUGCUGAACAAACAGCCUUGUUAUUGAAAUUAAAUAAACUAAAGAACAUUUUGAAUUUAAAAAAAAAAGGACAUAACAUGGAAGUAACUGAGGGAAUGAUAGCCAAGAAAAAGAGGACAGCGCAGAGACCAUCUGGAGAGAUCAAGCAACACAGAUACCAGAGAGUUGACGCCCUGCCCUCCGACCAUCAGGAGAGUUGAUCCGACCACAGGAAACCCCUCCACCAGAACACACACACACACACACAAAAACUGCUGCUGCACUUCAAAAAACAGCAUCAUCUACCCUUUUUUGGAACUCUGUGCCUUCAACCAAAAUUCACCGGUGAUACUUCUGAAGCUUUUGUUUUGCUUUUUUUUUGCUUUUUCUUUUUGCUUUUUUUUUUUUUUUUUUCUUUCGAGCAGGACUCAGAGGAUAUACAGUAUCUGCCUGAUGUAGGAGGGCUGGGGAUCGUGCUGCUGCUCUCACUCUUUGUCUGUCUGGAGAAAAAAAAAAAUCAAACCUAAUCAGGACAUGCAACUUUUAAUCAUUUUAAUGUCCUAUUGUGUGUUUUUUUUUUUUUUUUCUACAAAUCGUAUCAGUGAUUUACUUCAUAUCGGAAGAAAUCCCUCGCUGUGCAAUAUCAGUCGAUAUUUAUGUGAAGUUGUCAUGUGGAUGUAGACUUUGGAUGAACUUUUGCUCAUUUUGGUUUAUUUUUGUAAUGAUGUUUUCCUGAUUUCUAUUUUUCUAAAAGGAUAACGGUGUAAGACAGACUUAGGAGAAAAAAAAAACAAAACAUCUGAACACAUUAAGGGAGAGGAGACGUUUGGUUGUUGCUAAAAGACAAUUUGUCCAAGUUUAGUUUUCCUCAACAGCAUCCCCUCCUGCCCUGACAGGGCCAAAGCCAUAGCCUAUCUCAGCUAACAAUGCACCAUUGUCCCCAACAGCAAGAUGCAUUCAGGGUCUCGCAGUUUUGGGGCCGACACCACAGGCUCCUCUUGUCAGCUCAUCUUAGCUGUUGGAUUUUCUGAGCAAUGUUUUGGUUUCUACUGUUUGUUCAGGGGCUUGAAUCUAAAGUAUUUAGUAUUCUCUACCUUUGUGUGGCCUGUUCUUCUUGCUGUUAUUUUGUACUUCCUCCUACAUAUCAAUCAAGCAACUAUAAGUGGCAUGUGUGUAAGUGAGAAAAGCGAAUGGGUGUGUUCGCCAGAAUGGAAGGUAAAAUACUGUAAAUUAUCAAAUAAAAGUGGUCAGGUCACAAAUAAAGCCCAGUUCAGAAUGAAAGAUGGGAAGAAAAAAAACAGAAAAUUAGUGGUGGUAGAAAAUGCUAAUUAAUUGGUUAGUUAAAUGUUGUGAAACUAUUGGUAUCUUGGCCAAAUGCUGAACACCAAAGUAAUGUUUGUGUGCAAUCCUGAAGAUUUAUCUGCUCUGGAACGUUAUUCAUUUGAAAAGGAAAAGCUUCUGCUGAAAAAAAAAAAAGAAAAGAAAAAAAAAAUUUCAUGUGAAGCUUAGCCAUGCUAAUGCUGUACUAGCUUUGUACCCUGUUAGCUAAUGUUGGAUCCUAGUUUAUAUCAUAGCUUAUGUCAAUUACCAGUUUCAGAGAUGUAAAUAUGUUCACACCAACAUUCAAAUUGAGUUUCCAUUCUUGCCUUGUCUUUACAGCACAAGAUAAACACAAUCUCUGUGGUGUUAAAGCAUAAAUUAUUCCCAAAUGUAACAACAAAGGUCCAUUUAUUAGUUUACAAGCUUAUACAGUCUUUGUGCACACUUUUUCUUCACCACCACCACAUCGUUCCCAGAGGUCAAGAAUGAUGAAUGCUCAUGUUCCUGUUCUUUUUCUUGCUAGUUUGUUAACCUCAGCUAACAGUAAUAUACCAUUUUAUUGUUUAUUGAUGUCAGCCUGUCGUUCAAGGUAAUUAAACACAAAUUA